AACACUGAUAUACGUGUAUCGGAAAUCCAGUGUGUUUACAAUUUGAUUUUUUCUCUCCACUUUACGGCUUACCGCUGCGUCCGACGAAUCCGUGACCCACACGCGCUGCGGCUUCGCGACGGUUUUGUGCUCAUUCGUUUUUUAGCGCCACACGAUCGCAAUAACGGUAACUGUGCGACUUGCACCGGUCGAAGUUCCAUUCAAAUAAUUCUACUGCUCACACAGGGGAAGAUCGCUAACAGACGUAUCUACACAUAUCGCACGCGCGCCUAUUAACAGUUACCCAGUACUUAUAACGAAAUAAAAAUGACCGUGGUCAACAUUAAGGACAGGGUGAAAAACAACAAGCUGAACUUGAGUGGUCUCAAUCUAACGGAGAUACCCACCAAGGAAAUCGCUCCAUUGAAAGUCUCUCAUCUGGACUUAUCCAAUAAUAAAAUAACUUCUACAGAUAAUGUUUUUUCAUCAUUGCCCAGUCUGGUAAAGCUUGAUCUAUCCAACAAUCAGAUUAAGAGUGUGGCUGGUGAUAUUGGUUCUUUACAAAAACUCGCUUACCUGUCAUUAGCUAAUAACAAAAUCAAAGAUUUACCCAAGGGUUUGAGUAAGCUCAAGCAAUUGAAACAUUUGAACUUGAGCAACAAUCCUUUAAAGCCAGAAUUGAUCGAAGCUGUUGGACCAUCACAAAAUAAUGCACAAUGCCAGUCAGCAGCUGCCAAUGCUAUACAGUAUUUGAAGGGUGACACCAAAAAACAAGAUGAUAAACAAAAUAAAAAGAAAGAUAAGAAAAAUAGCAAAGCCUCACCAAAUGGUGUACAAAACGAUAAGUCAAAAAAUAAAACUAAACCCAAAAAGAAACCAGCUGGUUUUGUAUCUAAAGUUUUUGGAUUCUUUGGCAUGCUCAUUUCAUACACACUUUUGUUUACGGUGUUGAUGGGAUUAUCUUUGUAUGCCUUGUCAUAUUAUGACAAGAAAGCAUAUGGUAAUGUCAAGGCUAAGCUUUUGCCUAUUUGGGGAUCAGUUACAUCAAAUUUAGACCCAAAAGUAGCUUCUAAAGUUAACUAUUAUCUGCUACAAGCUGGGACUUCUUUUGAUAAUGUGGUCCACAUAAGCAUUGAGGCAUCUAUUAAAUCAUACAAUUGGGUUAAAACAAAUCCAACUGUACAGCAAUAUGCUAAAAAUGUGCAAGAUUCUUGGAAAUCUUUUUGGGAUAGUGUAUUCAAGAAAACAAAAUCUACGUGAUCUGUGAGAUAGAUUUAAAAAAAACACAAUAAUAUACUGAUGUGUUUUUUUUUUGUAUUCCAUGUAUCAAAUAUUUGAUAUAUUUUCUCGAAAAACCCAUCUUUCGUCUCCUAAACAUCAUCUGCUGUAUACAACUAACAAUUUAUUUGUAUGUAUGUAUUAUUUUUUUUCAUAGAAAAUCAUUUUUGUUCAACUGAAUUACAUGUAUAAUUUUUUUCUUAUUUUUUAUAGGUACCUAAAUUUAUUAUGUAUCUUUUUUUAAAUUAUACUUAAAUUUCAUUUUUAAUUAAAACUAUUAUAAUUAUAAAAAAAAAAUGUUGUAUUAUUUUUUGUUUGUAACUGUUGAAUUUAAGUCUGAUAACAGUUGUUAAUUUUUUAAUUUGAUAUUAAAAUUAACAUUAUGCACAUUUAUUAAAAAAAAAAAAAUACUAUUUUAUUUUAAUUUACCAAAUAAUUUGUUAUAAAAAUCAUUUGUUUUCUAAUGUUUGUAAAAAAUAUUUAAUUUUUAUGAUUUCCAGUUAUAAUUAUUAUUUAUGAAUUUUGGAAGGCAAUAAUAGUUUUUUUUUUACAUAGGCAUUUAACAAUACUCAUUAAUCAAAAAUUAUUGUCUAAAUCAAGAAAAUUUGUUGUAUAUCUAAUAUAAAGAUAUUUUCUAUUAUAAUGAAUAUAACAUUGAUACAUGGUAUGUAGGUUUACUAUACAAUGUGAUAAGACGUGUUCAUAAUGAUUGAACUCUUCUAUUAUUAUUUACUAUAUUGUAUCUGACAAAUGGUUCUUAUCAUGCAAAAGGUACUUAAUGUGUGUAGUAUAAAAAUUAUUUAAUAUUUAUUACUGUAUUACUUAUUGUAACCACGUUAUAGUUAAUCGUUGAGCAUUAGUGUAAAUUUUUUAUGUUGUCUUAAAAUAUUCAUUCCCAACAGUGCUUAAAUGAUUUAUAUUUUCAGUACUAUUUUUUGUAUUUAUUGUGCUUUUUCUGAUAUAGUGAACAAUUUUAUGUUGUUGGUUAGCAUUAUUUAUUAUACACAACUAAGUUUAUUAUGUUUAUGUCACCUAUGAAAUCUAUAGGAUAUUCACAAAUCAACAUAAAUAUUAUAAAAUCGAUUGUGUUAUUUACAUAAAACAUAUAUUUAUUGCAGUAUUUUAUAUUAAUUUGACACUUUAGAUGUAAAUAAUUGUGUUGUACUUAUUUUACUAUACACAAAAUAAUUUAUAAUCCAAACUAUUACAAUAAAAAUAAAUGAUACAACUUAUUUUUA
This is a messenger RNA of Aphis gossypii (cotton aphid), 2495 nucleotides long. Its product is annotated as leucine-rich repeat-containing protein 59. Gene Ontology annotation, cellular component: voltage-gated potassium channel complex. The transcript is spliced from 5 exons. NCBI's taxonomy places the organism in Eukaryota, Metazoa, Arthropoda, Insecta, Hemiptera, Aphididae. Bases 307 to 1239 code for a protein of 310 amino acids. The record is from RefSeq and is a predicted model, not a curated record. Gene Ontology annotation, molecular function: voltage-gated potassium channel activity; transmembrane transporter binding; potassium channel activator activity.